GAAAAAGGGAAACGGUGGCCGGUGAGCGGAGACGGGCGGAGCUGAGCUGAGCUGAGCUUUCGAGUCGAAGCGAAGCGAAACCGGAGGAGAUGGCGCUUCGCUGUCUCCAUCUCCCUCACGUCUUCUCGCGCUGUUCUACGUCGAGCUUGCCUUGCGCUUCUCAUGUGGAAUUGAUCAGAGGCCAUUUAUUUUGUCCGCUGAGAAGUUUCGCUGCUGUCAAGUCGCAAAAGCUUCAGCCGCAGAAGAAGAAAAAGAGACUCGAUGAAGUGUGUCUUGAAAGGUAUCAGCAAUACAGUCGAAACAUAAUACAGUCAUGGAUUCUCCAAGGAAAAGUUUUUGUGAAUGGGAAAGUGGUCAAUAAAGCAGGAGCACCUGUAUCAGAUCAAUCAAAUGUAGAGAUAAUAGCUGAAAUUCCGAAAUAUGUAUGUAGAGCAGGAUACAAGUUGGAAGCAGCCAUUGAACAAUUAGGUGUUGAUGUGGAAGGAAAAGUGGCUCUUGAUUCAGGACUGUCCACAGGAGGAUUUACAGAUUGCUUGCUUCAGUAUGGUGCAUCGUUUGUUUACGGAGUUGAUGUUGGUUACGGACAGGUAGCAGACAAGAUUCGUCGAGAUGAACGUGUCUCUGUAAUAGAACGGACGAAUUUGAGGUACCUUCCUGGGCUCCCCCAGAAGGUUGAUUUGGUGACUCUAGACCUAUCAUUCAUCUCAAUUCUAUUGGUCAUGCCAGCCGUUGUAAAUGUGAUGAAGGAAGAGGCCACAUUGGUUACCCUGGUCAAGCCUCAGUUUGAGGCCCGCAGAUCACAAGUGGGAGGCGGCGGUAUUGUAAGAGAUCCGCUUGUUCACCAAGAGGUUCUUGAAAAAAUUAUCAAUGGUGUGGAAAAUUUCGGGUUCCAGAAGAAAGGUUGGAUUGAAUCUCCUUUAAAGGGUGCCGAGGGCAAUACAGAGUUCUUAAUCUGCUUUAUCCGAACAGCCGAGAGAAAAGAAACGGACUCCUCUUAGAAAUUUUGUAUGCAUUUGCCUUUUCUGUCAAUUCUCAGUCGUUACGACAGGCAAGAUCAGAUAGAUGAACAUCUACAGAGAGAUGGAUUCCUCUCAUAAAGUUGGCUACUUGAUCUGGCACAAUACGCAUUAAUCGUUCGUUUGAGGCAAAAGAGUAGUUCAAACCAAAAUUUUGAUCUUGUUAAAAGAGUUACAUAUAUUGGUGUAGUAGUGUCCAAAGGAUUUUCGUUGUUCCAUAGAAA
This is a messenger RNA of Syzygium oleosum, 1240 nucleotides long. RefSeq lists its product as uncharacterized. Gene Ontology annotation, molecular function: RNA binding; methyltransferase activity. The transcript is spliced from 9 exons. Gene Ontology annotation, biological process: methylation. The record is from RefSeq and is a predicted model, not a curated record. NCBI's taxonomy places the organism in Eukaryota, Viridiplantae, Streptophyta, Magnoliopsida, Myrtales, Myrtaceae. Bases 90 to 998 code for a protein of 302 amino acids.